Messenger RNA from Pocillopora verrucosa, 1365 nucleotides. RefSeq names its product collagen alpha-1(XXI) chain-like. NCBI's taxonomy places the organism in Eukaryota, Metazoa, Cnidaria, Anthozoa, Scleractinia, Pocilloporidae. The record is from RefSeq and is a predicted model, not a curated record.
AUCAGACCAGAGAGGAAGACAAGGAACUUGAAUAUGGCUAUGACGACCUGGAUUGUUCUGUUUCUUUCGCUGUCAGCUUUGGUGCAGAAAAGCUUCGAAGAACAAAGCAUAUGUACUAGUGAAACAGAUGUAGUGUUCAUCGUGGAUUCCUCGGCAAGCAUUCAUAUUGACAAUUUCAAUAAUCAAAUAAAGGACUUUGUGAAGAGGUCAGCAGCGGAAUUCGGCGUUGCACCGGGCAAGAGUCGCGCAGCAGUUAUACUAUUCAGUGCGGAUGCUGAAGUCAAGAUAAAAUUUGGUGACGCCCCAACCCUGAAAAGCUUUCAGGCAAAAGUGGACGACUUGGUGCACCAGGAAGGUGGUGCUACACGAAUCGACAAAGCCCUGAAAUUGGCAAAGGAUCUGUUUAUUCCCGAGCCGAAAGAGAGAAAGGGCGUAAAGAAGGUUGCACUCCUUCUUACUGAUGGGAAACAAACAAAGGAUUCGAGGAAAGACCUAGAAGAAGCAUCUAAGCCUUUACACGACGCAAAGGUUGUUACGUUAGCCGUUGGUAUUGGCGACAGCGUGGACGAAACUGAACUGAAGAAGAUAGCUAAGAGCGAGAACGAUGUGGUAAUAACUAAGAACUAUACAGACCUGCAAAAUAAACUUCUGAGCAUAAUCAGCAUUGCCUGUGAUGAGGGUAACUGUGCUUGCUUCAGCGGCUCAUCAUAUAUUACCGUUGAAAACUACGAGGAUGAAAAGGCCCGAGAACAAGACGACAUCCACUUUGAAUUCAAGAGCUCCAAGCCGUUUGGAACAAUCAUGUUCGUUCAGGGUACCUAUAGCGACCAUAUUUACGUGGGAUAUAAUCAUAACGACGAGCUGACGUACCGUGUGGACCUCGGAAAAGGGGAGAGAGAAAUAAUGGCAAAGGGCGUGAAGCUGGACGACAACAAAUGGCACACAUUUCGACUUGAGCGAGUUGGACGUUCGUUCAAAAUAACCAUCGACAAUGCAAGUAAACCACAAGCUAUCGGAGAAGUUCCCGGAGACUUCGACCGUCUCGAUAUAACAAAGGGUUAUUUCUUGGGCGCGCCGAAUUUUCCAAAUUUUAUUGGCUGCAUUCGGGAUCUCAAGGUUGAUGGAGAAGCAAUAAUUGCAAAUGCUGUCGGGGGAGCAAGCGGCUACUCAGUUACAAACAAGGAUGAAAUGAAAUUAUGCACCGAAAGUGACCAAGAGUAAGACUAAGCAUUGCCACAAGGCAAUUGAUUUUAAAGUAAACUGAGAAUAUGUAAUUGUAAUUGUAAAUGUAGCCGAAAGACAAGUGAUCCAGCAGGAAAUUUGUGGCAAUUGUGCAUGAUUCUUUGCAACGAAAGCAAUGUAAUA